AUGAGCAGCGACCAAGGCAACAGCCGCAAAAAACCUCCCACCAACAUGCCCACAAAGUCAGACAAUCGCAAAACUCCCUUACUAGGCAGCGACGACCUGGUACCUUUCGAUCAUGUCGCUGCGGGACACGAAGGUGUCCGCCGGACUCUCUCGGGGUCAUUAAUCGUCAAGCCUUGCACAAGACAAGAAGUCGAGUUCUACGAAUCCAGCGCCCUCCACCCUUCCUUCCAAGAAUUCAUGCCCCUUUUCGUCGGCUCGCUGUCCUCAGCUAGCCAUCAGCAACCGCUUGCGAUCGCUGCGGCCCAACAGUCCGGUGCCGUCUUCCUACCUGCACUCGGAAACGCCCCGACGGAUCCUGCUGAGCCCGCGACACCUGCUUUGCCCGCUCUUGCUGCUUCCACUGUUGCCGCUGCUGCGGCGGCUGGCACGGCUGUUCCACUCGAAGGAACAACUGGUGCUGGAAUUUUGUCAGAGGAGCCGUGGAUCCCUUCCGAGGGCAAAAAAUUGGAGACUGGUAUUUCGGUCGUGCUGGAAAAUGUCGCAGCAGGGUUCCGCCGACCGAAUGUGUUGGACGUUAAGCUUGGAGCACGGUUAUGGGCUGAUGACGCGCCGCCUGCGAAGCGCACGAAGCUAGAUGCAGUGUCCAAGGAGACCACGAGCUCGAGCUUGGGAUUUCGGAUCGCGGGGAUGAAGGUCUGGACGGGCGAGGAUGGGGAGGCAGAUGAAGGCGCUCGGACCAACCCGUACGCUACAAAAUACGAAGGUGCUGAGGGUGAGAAGGGUGAAGUCGUGGAGAAAAAUGGAUACCGACGUUAUGACAAGUGGUAUGGACGAUCUUUCAAUGAAGGGAAUGUCAAGGAAGCGUUCGAGACAUUCCUGGCGGGUGCUAAAGCUGGCACAGUGGAUCGGUCGAAAAUGAUCGCGGGGCGACUUGUGGAGGAAUUAAGAAAUGUUCAACAGGUGCUUGAGUCCGAAGAGAGUCGCAUGUAUUCUUCCAGUGUGCUGGUGGUAUACGAAGCAGAUCCGGAAGCGAUGGAGGUUGCACUGGAAGAAGAGAGGAGACUCUCUGAACAACAACCUCAAGAAGAGGAAGAGGAAGAUGAUGAGGAUGUUCAUUUCGAUUUCUCCGAAGAAGCAUUUGAACUGGUGGAUGUGCAGCUUGGCAGUGGAAUGCCUCAAAAGGUGAUCAACAUCAGCAUCGACCCUCAGACAGCUCCAAUGCCGGAACUAGACUUGGGCGAUGAUGAUGACGAUGAAGACACGCCCAAGGUUCAUGACCUGCGAGUGAUCGACUUCGCGCAUGCGAAAUGGACUCCUGGUGAAGGCCCUGACGAGAACAUACUGCAAGGAAUUCGUAGCCUGAUCAAGAUACUGGAUGACCUUACCGAUUGA
Penicillium verhagenii is the source of this 1392-nucleotide messenger RNA. Its product is annotated as inositol polyphosphate multikinase. The record is from RefSeq and is a predicted model, not a curated record. Gene Ontology annotation, molecular function: inositol hexakisphosphate kinase activity; inositol-1,4,5,6-tetrakisphosphate 3-kinase activity. The transcript has 2 exons. The coding region runs from base 1 to 1392 and encodes 463 amino acids. NCBI's taxonomy places the organism in Eukaryota, Fungi, Ascomycota, Eurotiomycetes, Eurotiales, Aspergillaceae. Gene Ontology annotation, cellular component: nucleus; cytoplasm. Gene Ontology annotation, biological process: inositol phosphate biosynthetic process; phosphatidylinositol phosphate biosynthetic process.